This is a messenger RNA of Pristis pectinata (smalltooth sawfish), 3312 nucleotides long. Its product is annotated as type-2 angiotensin II receptor-like. Gene Ontology annotation, biological process: regulation of vasoconstriction; immune response; G protein-coupled receptor signaling pathway. Gene Ontology annotation, molecular function: angiotensin type II receptor activity. The transcript has 2 exons. The coding region runs from base 124 to 1182 and encodes 352 amino acids. Gene Ontology annotation, cellular component: membrane. NCBI's taxonomy places the organism in Eukaryota, Metazoa, Chordata, Chondrichthyes, Rhinopristiformes, Pristidae. The record is from RefSeq and is a predicted model, not a curated record.
UGGAUAUCUGCAACCAAACCCAGACUGAUACGCAGGAAAAAAGCCUCAACACAUCUGGAGACUCAGCCACCGGUUGCACAAGCAGUGGAAAGCUUUCCCAGCAGAGACCUCACUUCAACAAAGAUGGACCCAGUACUUUCCAGUUCCUCUCCUGUCAACAUUACCAAAAUGGUUGACAUCCUUUAUUCACAGUAUGCUCCAUCUCUCCUGCAUAACAUGUCUGACCAACCAUGCCAAUUCAUUGUGUCAUUCAAGUACAUCUCCAACUUCAUCCCUGUUAUCUACAGUAUCAUCUUUAUCUUGGGCUUCAUUGAGAACAGUAUGGUAAUCGCUGUCCUUUGCCACCGCAUUCAUUUAAAAACCGUUGCUAACGUCUACAUCAUCAACUUAUCGAUUGUUGACUUGCUCCUCUUGUCCACACUUCCCCUUUGGGCAGUCUACUAUGCUACUGGACACAAUUGGCUUUUUGGGACAGUGAUGUGCAAAAUAUGCAGCUCUCUCAUAUUUCUGAAUUUAUAUGCCAGUGGAUUUUUCGUUAUGUGCAUGAGUAUUGAUUGCUUCCUCGUAAUUCUGCAUCCUAUUGAUUCUCAGACAAAGAGGUCUCUAUGCCAAGCUCACUGUGUCACGAUCCUUGUAUGGACUGUGUCUUUGGUUGCAACAUUUCCAACUGUCUACUUUCAAGGUCCCCUUCACGUCAAAUCACUAGAAAGCACAAUGUGCACAAUGGUUUAUCCCCCCAGCAACACCAAUCAUUGGUCUGCAGCCAUGUCUUUGAUGGAAAAUACUCUGGGCUUCUUCAUUCCCUUUACUGUAAUAGGUACAAGCUUUGGUUCUUUUGCUUGUCAUCUGAUGAGGAUGGAAGUACCAGAAAGAAACAAGUGCAAACGCAAUAAGGUGCUGUGGAUGGUGAUAGCAGUUGUCCUGGCUUUUUUCAUCUGCUGGCUGCCAUUCCAUGUAUUAACUUUUAUAAAUGCGUUGUUGAAACUGAACUUCAUCACUGAUUGCCGAACAACCACCAUAAUUGGAACUGCGAUGCCAAUCAGCAUUUGCCUCGGUUUUGCAAAUGGCUGCAUCAAUCCCUUUAUCUACUGCUUUCUGGGAGAUCACUUUCAAAUGCAACUCAGUGACAUGACUCGCAGAGGGUCCGCCACUCUCUACAAUCGGAGGAGCUCAUCGACAUAGAACGUAGAACAGCACGGGAACAGGCCCUUCAGCCCACCAUGUCUGCACCAACCAUGAUGCUAAUCUAACUAAUUCCAUCUGCCUGCACAUGGUCGGUAUCCCUGCGUUACCUGCCUGUAGACAUGCCAUCUAAAUACCUCUUAAAUGUUGCUUUUGUAUCUACUUCCACCACUUCCCCUGGCAGUGCGUUCCAGGUACCUACCACUCUCUGUGUAAAAACUUGUCCUGCACAUCUCCUUUAAACAUCCCCCCACUCACCUUGAGGCAAAGCCCUCUAGUAUUUGACAUUUACACCCUGGGAAAAGGACUCUGUCUAUCUACCCUAUCUAUACCUCUCAUCAUUUUAUUAAAUUAUAUCAGGUUUGCCCUCAGCCUUUGUCCAACCUCUCCUUACAGCUAAUACUCUCUAAUCCAGACAACAAUGUGGUGAACUUCUUCUGCACUCUUUCCAAAGCCUCCACAUCCUUCCUGUAAAUUGGCGACUGGUAACCAGGAUCACUUCCUCUUCUUGCAAGAACUGUGACAGAGAUGUUAUUGGGCCUAACCACUUGUGAGAGGUUAGAUCUAAUGAAACAAAGACGACACCCAGCUAAAUUUCAGUUGAUAUCCCACGUGGCUGCGCAACAAUGGUAAAACAUGGAGACACAAGAGACUGCAGAUGCUGGAAUCUGGAGCAACACACAAAAUGCUGGAGGAACUCAGCAGGUCAGGCAGCAUCUAUGGAGAGAAAUGGACAGUUGAUGUUUUGGGUCGAGACCCUUCAUCUGGAUAUGUGGACUUAGAGAAUUAAAUUCAUAUAAAAGCAACAUUAAAAUGUCUCUGCAUUGGGGAUCUUUGCCCUACACAGUGACCUUUGAUUCAGAGCCACUGAGGCAUCAUUUUCUUGUGCGCCAUGAGAAGUUCCUUUGCACAGUUUCACUAAGUAAAUGAGCAUACUUUUGAGUUGACUGCAAACCAUGAAGUUACCUGCAUCAUCACAACCUGCCAUGGUUGGAGGUCUCAAUGUGCUGCUUCUCAAAUGGAAUUGCUGCUGGAAGACAUAGCUCAGCUUGGUGGCCCAUCAUGAGGAAUGCUGGACUGGACAGGACCUUGGAAACCCAACUUCUUGGCCCUCCAUCCAAUACUGAACUAGAUUCAAUGAUGUCUUCUGUAAUGGACUCCCUAAAAAUGAUGUUUUGCUUCAAGGAUGCCCUUGCUGGCCUGUUUGUAUCUAUGCUUUCCUGAGCAUGGCCCGAGCUGGUCUUUCACCAUGUAUUUCUCUUGCAGCAUUGACAUCUAAUGUGUGUUACCUGAUCUGUGCCUCACUGGUCGUGCAGAAUCAACUCCCAUGCACUAUAAUUUUGAGUGUCACCUUCAUUAGUUAAUUUUUCAACUCAAUACAGUGGUGCAGUUCAUAAAAAGUAUGCUGAACAAUCGAAUUUCUAGCCCAUGAUUUCUGAAUAUUAUUGGAAAUAUAAUAAUGAAAUAAAAACAGAUGAUGCUGGAAAUAUUCUUCAGAAAGCACUGAUGACAACAUUUGGACACCUUGUUUGUGCUGCCCCUGGUUUCCCAGCACUGUGGCCAUGUUGGAGCCACAUCACUGAACGCAUUUCUGUAUGGUGUACUCUGAGAGUUUUCUUUUGCUUUAUCAGCAUGUUGAUAAUCUUCAGUGAAUUUCAAUUUCCUGGGUGCUAUGUAAUACACAGAGUGCCAUUCUGUUGCUAAGCUGUUCUCAUACAAAUCAUGCACACCAAUAUCUUAUUAGUCAAACUGAGGCAAAGGAUGAGAUUAACCUGUACAAGAAAAUAAGAAAAGUAAAUAGUUUGAUUGGUUUGCACCUUUCACUUCCUUGGGAUGUUCCAAAGUGUUCUGCAACCAAUGAAUUAGCUUUUGAGGUGAAAUCAUUAUUUUGAAUCCACAGUGAGUGCUACUUGUCUCACUGGCAGAAGCCCAGUUCUGGAAUGGUUCUUGAGUGGUUUCCACUGUCCUUGUAUCAGAAUCAGAACGCACUAUAGAGAUAAUCUUAGACAAACCCAGUGUGGGUUGUUAGAUUGUGACUAGUGUGCAAGAAGUACUAAUGUAAAUCCUUAUUACUCCUUGAGUUUUUCAUGGUGUUUACCACCUAAUAAAAGAUUUUAUAUUUUGUCUGCA